CCCCAGUCCUGACGCAACACCCUGACAACAAAUGGAGCUCCUCCUCCUCCGUCUCUCCCUACUCUCUCUUCUCCUGCUCUCCCCAAAACCCAUCUCAGCCGACGAACAAGACUCAAUAAUCUCAAGGUUCCAGCAAUACCUCCAAAUCAACACCGCCCAUCCCAACCCCCUCUACCAAGAAGCCGCCGACUUCAUCCUCUCCGAAGCCAACUCUCUCUCCCUCGAUUCCCACACCCUCGAGUUCGUCCCCGGCAAGCCCCUCCUCCUCCUCAAAUGGCCCGGCUCCGACCCCUCCCUCCCCUCCAUCCUCCUCAACUCCCACACCGACGUCGUCCCCGCCGAGCACCACAAGUGGGCCCACCACCCCUUCUCCGCCCGCCUCGAACCCAACGGCAGAAUCUACGCCAGAGGCUCCCAGGACAUGAAGUGCGUCGGUCUUCAGUACUUCGAGGCCAUUCGUCGCCUCCAGGCUUCUGGGUUUAAGCCCCUCCGCACUGUUUACUUGUCUUUUGUCCCUGACGAGGAGAUUGGCGGCCACGACGGCGCUGAGAAGUUUGCGGAGUCUGACGUCUUCAAAGCCUUAAAUGUCGGGAUAGUUCUCGAUGAAGGGUUGGCGUCACCGAGUGAGGAGUACAGGGCAUUUUAUGCGGAGAGGUGUCCGUGGUGGCUGAUCAUCAAGGCGACUGGGGCGCCCGGGCAUGGGGCUAAGCUGUAUGAUAACACUGCCAUGGAGAAUAUAUUGAAGAGCAUUGAGAGUGUGAGGAGGUUCCGGGCGUCGCAGUUUGAUUUGGUGAAGGCGGGGUUGAAGGCCGAAGGGGAGGUUGUUUCCGUUAAUAUGGCUUUUUUGAAGGCAGGCACGCAGAGUCCGACGGGUUUUGUCAUGAAUUUGCAGCCAUCUGAAGCGGAAGCAGGGUUUGACAUUAGGGUACCCCCUACCGCUGAUCAGGAGUCUUUGGAGAAACGGAUUGUUGAAGAAUGGGCACCCACUUCACGCAACAUGACCUUUAGGCUUGGGCAGUUCAAGCAGAAAGUUUCUGUGCUUGAUAAAUCUGGGAGGCCAGUUCUUACAGCAACUGAUAGUUUAAACCCCUGGUGGGCCCUGCUAGAAGAAGCGGUAAAAAAAGCUAAUGGAAAACUUGGAAAGCCUGAGAUUUUUCCUGCUUCAACAGAUGCUCGCUAUUUCCGACUACAAGGCUUGCCAGCAAUUGGAUUCUCUCCUAUGGCUAACACUCCUAUUCUGCUCCAUGACCAUAACGAGUUUUUAAACAAAGACGAAUACUUGAAAGGAAUCAAUAUUUAUGAAUCCAUUAUCAAAUCUUAUUCAUCUUACGCUGAGCAUGUGACAGCGGGCUUGAGAGAUGAGUUAUAGGGGACAAUCAUGUUUGAAUCCUUCUUGGAAGAGAGGAUAGUGUUUUGCAUUGUUGUAACAUAAUUGAAGAUCAGAAAUGUAAUGCUGUAACAAUAAGGGGGAAGCUAGUUGCACCUUUAACUAUGCAAACUAUCUAUUUACUGCAAUCUGGUUGAUAUUCCUUGUAAAUAGACAUGUUUUUAGUGAUA
Molecule: messenger RNA, 1557 nt
Organism: Argentina anserina (silverweed cinquefoil)
Lineage: Eukaryota; Viridiplantae; Streptophyta; Magnoliopsida; Rosales; Rosaceae
Exons: 5
Coding region: 32-1369 (445 amino acids)
Biological process (GO): amino acid metabolic process
Cellular component (GO): cytoplasm
Molecular function (GO): aminoacylase activity
Source: RefSeq, a predicted model, not a curated record